AUGAUGUCUAUCUUCCUGAUAUCUGUAUUUCUUGGCCUUGCAUGUGGGCAAGCAAUGUCUUUCUGUUUUCCAACUGAGUACACGAUGCACGUUGAAAGAAAAGAGUGUGCUUAUUGCCUCGCUAUCAACACCACCAUCUGUGCUGGAUAUUGCUUGACACGGGAUAUCAAUGGCAAAAUGUUUCUUCCCAAAUAUGCCCUGUCUCAAGAUGUUUGUAUAUACAGAGACUUCAUGUACAAGACUGUAGAAAUACCAGGAUGUCCACCUCAUGUUUCUCCAUAUUUCUCCUAUCCUGUUGCUCUAAGCUGCAAGUGUGGCAAGUGUGAUACUGACUAUAGUGACUGUAUACAUGAGACCAUCAAGACAAAUUAUUGUUCCAAACCUCAAAAACCCCAUAUAGUGGAAUUCUCAGCCUAA
Messenger RNA from Suncus etruscus (white-toothed pygmy shrew), 417 nucleotides. RefSeq names its product thyroid stimulating hormone subunit beta (gene TSHB). Gene Ontology annotation, cellular component: cytoplasm; extracellular region. NCBI's taxonomy places the organism in Eukaryota, Metazoa, Chordata, Mammalia, Eulipotyphla, Soricidae. The record is from RefSeq and is a predicted model, not a curated record. The transcript is spliced from 2 exons. Gene Ontology annotation, molecular function: hormone activity. Gene Ontology annotation, biological process: G protein-coupled receptor signaling pathway. Bases 1 to 417 code for a protein of 138 amino acids.